Messenger RNA from Angiostrongylus costaricensis, 1122 nucleotides. NCBI's taxonomy places the organism in Eukaryota, Metazoa, Nematoda, Chromadorea, Rhabditida, Metastrongylidae. The record is from the annotation of a GenBank genome assembly.
AUGAAGACCAUUCUCGUUCUCGCUACGCUAGCAGCCAUUGCUCAUGGCAAAACGUACACGAUGGAGACUCGCUCGUCGGGAUCACUCAUUUCCCGUCUCAUGAAGGAAAAACGAUACCAAAAAUAUCUGGAAGAACGCAAUCUACACCGCUCUCAAGUGCUCGUGAAAGGAUCGCAGCCGGUUGAGGACGUCUUUGACACCUAUUACCUCGUAAACAUCACAGUCGGAACACCUGGCCAGAACUUCUCACUGUUGCUGGACACCGGUUCAUCAAGCCUUUGGGUGAUCGACAUAAGUUGCAACACAAAAGCCUGUUACUCACUUAGUCCCGAAAGACGCAGAUUUAAUUCAUCGACGUCGUCCACAUUUUCUACGCAAAACCGCACGCUCUUUAUUGGAUACGAUUUUGGAUCGUGCAAUGGACGCAUCGCAACGGACACUGUCUCUUUUGCAGGUAUUUGUAAGUUCCUUGAUGCCGAAAGUCUCUCCGAUGAUUUUACCUACAUGCCCUAUGACGGCAUCCUUGGACUUGGUUGGCCAGCGGUAUCCGUGGGAAAUAUCACUCCACCGAUGCAAAACCUUCUUCCCGCUCUUGACGCUCCCCUCUUCACCGUAUGGUUGGAGAGGCAGAUCAACGUAAGCUACGGAGGCGCCGGCGGUCUGGUCACUUUCGGUGCCGUCGACACCACCAACUGCGAACUGGACGUCAACUACGUGCCUCUUACCUCGGAAGCCUAUGGGCAGUUCCCUCUCAGUGGUUUCUCUAUUGGGCGUUUCUCGAAGAAAUUUACGCAAGACGCCGUCUCCGACACGGGAAGCUCGUGGAUUGGAGUACCACCAUACCUCAUAAACACAGUAGCCGGAUAUACAGGCGGCCAAUACGAUACUGGUUACCAGUUCUACACUGUUAACUGUUCGACAAUGAUGACGCAACCCGAUGUUGAGUUUACUAUCAACGACGUGAAAUAUAGUUUGAAAUCCGAGGACUACGUGAUCGAUCUUGGUCUCGGUGGUGGACAGGUGAGUGCGUCAACUUCAACACAGCAAUUCUCUGGUCCUAUAGAUUGGACAGCGUUGGUUUUGUAUGUUGUAAGGUUGAUUUUACAAAUUUGUACUUUAUGA